CACAAUACGUGAGAGAGGUUCUUUCUUGUAUUGUAUAGGCAGAGAAGUUCGUAAGUUGUUGAUCAAAAACAAUAACGUACUGAGUAUUAUCAAUAUACAACCAAUGACUGAAAACCAAAGGAUUCAUCCUGUUGUAGACAUGGAAGCACCGCGACCACCACCACCGACACGUCCUUUAGUGCCUCGAGGCUCGUUUAAAUCAGAAAAAGGCGAUCCAACGCGGCUUCAGCAGCCAAUAAUUAACCAGCCAUUCAGACGUACCGCUCCUGUAAUGUAUCCAAGACCACCCACUAAGAAGAGAAGUUGUUGUUGCAAAUGCAUUUGCUGGACAAUUAGCCUCAUCAUACUCCUUAUCAUCAUUAUUGCAGCAAUUGCUGGUAUUCUUUACCUUGUUUUCAAACCAAAGAUCCCUCAAUACUCUGUAGACAACCUCAGAAUAUCAGAUUUGAGGCUCAAUUUCGACAUGAGCCUCUAUGCAAGAUUUAAUGUCAGAAUCACUGCUGUGAACCCCAACAAGAAGAUUGGAAUCUAUUAUCAGAAAGGAAGUCAUUUGACUGUGUGGUACAAAAACACAGAGCUCUGUAAAGGGUCCAUUCCCAAGUUCUAUCAAGGUCAUCAGAAUAAAACAGUACUUGACGUGGCCUUAACUGGGCAAUCACAGUAUGGUAAUACAUUGAUGUCUGCAAUUCAAGAGGCAACACAAACUGGAAGAAUCCCAUUAGAUCUUAAGAUUGAAGUUCCAGUUAGUGUUAAACUUGGGAAGCUCAAGUUGAGAAAGGUGAGGAUAAUGGGAGAUUGCUUGCUGAUUGUCGAUAGCCUCUCUGCUAAUAGUUUGGUCCGGAUUAAGGCCAGUACUUGUAAGUAUGGGUUGAAGCUCUAAAAGCUUCUGCAUUGUAUUCAUAUUUGUUCUUUACUUUAGAUUUUUAGUUCUGUUAUUUUGUUUGUGAGAUCUCUAUUCUUGUCAGUGAAGAUGUUAUCCAUAGAUAUUAGGAGAAUUCUAUUACAUACAUACAUCUUCAUUAUU
Molecule: messenger RNA, 1024 nt
Organism: Lycium barbarum (goji berry)
Lineage: Eukaryota; Viridiplantae; Streptophyta; Magnoliopsida; Solanales; Solanaceae
Product: NDR1/HIN1-like protein 6
Exons: 1
Coding region: 104-880 (258 amino acids)
Cellular component (GO): plasma membrane
Source: RefSeq, a predicted model, not a curated record